AUGCAUUUCGCUUCCGCUGUGCAACGUAGGCAGUCUCCAAUCUGCAAUCCCUCAACAUGGCUACUGUUUGAUAGGAGACACCAUUAGGAUUGUAUGUCUAUGGAAGCUUUUAAAAUAUACUAUUGAAUAAACUUACCUUGGUGUCCUGCUAUCUGUAAAUACAUUCUGUUUUUUCGUUCACCACUUUUAAAGCAGCUCGCAUCCUUAAAUAACCAGGUAAAAAUGGCCAGUCCACGCACCAGAAGAGUUUUGAAGGAGGUGAGAACACAGGACGAAAACAAUACUUGCUUUGAAUGUGGAGCAUUCAACCCCCAGUGGGUGAGUGUUACGUAUGGAAUCUGGAUUUGCCUGGAAUGUUCUGGAAAGCACAGAGGUUUGGGGGUGCACCUUAGCUUUGUGCGCUCCGUCACCAUGGACAAGUGGAAGGACAUAGAGCUGGAGAAGAUGAAGGCGGGGGGGAACGGAAAGUUCCGGCUGUUCCUCGAGCUGCAGGACGACUACGACGCCGGCUGGACCAUGCAGGAGAAGUACAACAGCCGGGCGGCUGCUCUUUUCCGAGACAAGGUUGCGACCGUAGCCGAGGGCAAGGAGUGGUCAAUCGAGACGUCUCCCGCCAAAGACUGGACGGCCCCUCAGCCCAAGAUGGGUCUCUCUUCUGCUCACCGCAGCUCUGCUGGACCUGGGCAGAGUUCAGGACACUCUUCAGACAAGGCCUUUGAAGACUGGUUGAGUGAUGAUGUCAACUCCUACCAAAGCGGCGGCGGUUACAGCGGUCAGGAGAACCGCUACGUCGGCUUCGGGAACACGGUCGCCCCCCAGAAGAAGGAGGACGACUUCCUGAACAACGCCAUGUCCUCCAUCUACUCGGGCUGGAGCAGCUUCACCGUCGGAGCCAGCAAGUUCGCCUCGGUCGCCAAAGACAACACAACAAAACUUGCGACCCAGGCCACCCAAAAGCUAAGGGGCUAUAGGCCGCCACCAGAACCGGCCACAGAGUUAGGCCAGCAAUUAAAUGAGAAUGUAAUCAAACCUACUACAGAAAAGGUGAAAGACGGGAAGUUGCUAGACGAGAUGACGACCGGCUUCACGGGGCUGGCGACCAAGGUCCAGGGAGCUGGUGCAAAGGGUUGGAAAGACAUGACCACCUUCUUCUCGGGGAAAUCUGAAGAUUCAGCUGACGGGACCCCGACGGGAGAGAGCUACCAGAACAUGGGCGAGUCGGAGGGGUACCAGAACAGCGGCGGCGGCGGCGGCGGCGAGGGCGAGGGCGAGGGCGAGGUGGGCCAGGGCUUCUGGGAAACCUUCGGGAGCGGGUCCAAGCCCAAGGCGUCGCCCAGCACGGACAGCUGGACCAUCGCCGACAACAACUCGGCGGAGAAGAAGAGCUCGGACAGCUGGGACCAGUGGGGCUCGGAGGCGGGCGCCAACAACAAGCACAGCACCGGGGACAGCUGGGAGGCCUGGGACAACAACUGGGACAGCGCCGAGGCCAAGGCCAAGAAGACCCCCCCGAAACAGGCCGAGGAGGCCUGGGGCAGCGCCGAGGCCAAGGCCAAGAAGACCCCCCCAAAGCAGGCCGAGGAGGCCUGGGGCAACGCCGACUGGUAGACCACGACCACCGGCACCUGGCACCCACCCGUCCGCUCCACCUUAUCUGGCCUAAAACGCGUAGGGUCCUAAAGAGCCCUCUGUCUGAAGGUGGUGCAGUCAGAUAGCUGUAUUUGGACACCUUUACGUGUAUACAUGUAUCCAUGAAUCUAGGGUUUUGCCUUUAUGACCUUGUAUGUGUAUAUAUAUAUACACACACACACAUGUACGUACAAACAGUAUAGUAUGUGUGUGUGUGUGUACUUUAAAAAAGCAACUAAAUGUGUUACAUUUCCCGUGAGAUCUGUCACAAUUGGAUAGUACAAAUUUUUACAGGAAUACAAAAACUAGUGGAGCCUAGUAGCCAUUGUUGGAAAGGGCAGAAUUGACGGUUUAUUUUUAUAUUCACACACUCCAUUAAGUACGAGUGUGGAAACACACACAUGCUGUCGUCGGUGAUAAAAAAAAGUCUUUGAGGUGUAAACAAAUGUAUCUUUUUUUGACUGCACCUAAAUUUUGUAUCGAGGCUCUUCGUCCACAGUAGCGUGGCUAAGUAUAUUCAUCAGUUAAGUUGAACGAGUGAAGUUUCUGUAACGUCACUGCGUACAGCUCCGACUUCACAGAAACAUUGAAAUAUGAAUCGUGUGCUGCCAGACUAUUGGUAAGCAGUUUGUAUUUUGUUUCGAUCCUCUUAAAAAUGAAAAAGCUGCAUCUCUUUAGAGAUUUGGAUUUUGGGUGGGUUCCCAGGUUUAAAAGUGAUUAGGAGUGUAUAAAGAGGUGAAUCAGCCAGUCUGAGAGCCUUCUGUGACUCAGACUCAGUGGUCUGGAAGCCAGCAGCUUGCUUUGUGUCGUCUCCACUACCACCUCCCCGCAGCUGUAGUGGGUGUCAUACGUUGCGUUCUUAGUGUGUUAAUCAUCUCUCAAACUGCACUCCUGCUGAGUCAGUUAUUUGUGUGUGUCUGUUAUUUUGUGUGUGUGUGUGUGUCUGUCUGUCUGUCUCUCUCUCUGAACGCACUUUCACACUAGGAUGUCCUCACCUGUCAUACCCUUCCCAAAUGUCAGAGGGCAGGGGCUGAUCAAGCUUUUAAAUGUGUGCAUGUACAUUUUGCAGGUAUGAGAGAGAUGGCAUCCUCAUGCUUGGAACACAUUUACCUCAUGAGAGAUUUAGCUGAUGGACAUUAACCACGGAAGACCAUUCAUUGCAUUGCUUGAACUGUGAUCCCACACAAACUCACAGCAAAUGACAUAUUCAAACCAUGGAACCCCCUUUUCCGUAUUUGAAUUUAACUAUAAUUCCAGUUUUAUUCAUUUUGCUUUUAUUUUUCUUAGAAUCUUCAGCAUAUUUGCAACUUUAGGUUUCUUAAGGGUUAAGUGUGGAAUGGUAUCAGUGGUAGCAAGCUGGUGUUAAAGGCACUGUACGAUUACAGUGGAAUACCCCGAGGGAAAUAUCAUGGCUACUGUGGGUCAGGUUGAGAUCGCAUCUCUGCCUUUCCACUAAGAACAACUAACAAAGCUGCAUUUCUCCUACGCACAUCUUAUAAUUCAAGUUUUAUUCUUUAUUGAAAAUGUCCCCCCCCCCCCCAAAGUAGAGUAAUAUAGAAGAGUAAGGAAACUGGUUUUGCUAACUAUCUGGAAAGCUGGUAUUAAGUUGUUGACAAAGCCAAUGGCUGUUUACAGUGGAAUAGCGUAUUCAUGUGUCCUCCACCGACAGUGACGAACACCGUUUACUUCACUCCUGUCAGCAUCUGUUCAGAAUGGCUGACCCCCCACGCGCCUGUGGUUUCUCAUCCGUGUCAUCACUGCUCUUAAACAGCCUCGCGAGUGGUCCGGGUACGUACUGUCAUCUCGCUUGUGAGUUGUGCGAGUUUGUAAACGUGCGUGCACGCGCGUGACUAUCGUUGACGUAAAUUAGUCACUUUUUUCCGCGUAGGUAUCGGCAAGGUUAUUUUACAGUGCUUUCUUGUUCGCUGUUUUCAUUUUCAUCUGAAAAUCUUUAGCAGAAUUUUACCUGGCGUGGCAUGCACUGUCUAAUAAUGACGGGCCGGUACGCAGCAGCACAGGGAAAGGGUUAGGAGGGAAGGUGCAUGUGUUUUAUACAAAACCUGAAUUCCGUAAUUCGUUUUGAAGCGAAGCAGAUUUACCACUCGUUUAAUUAAUGUGGCAUCUGUGCAGAGCUCGUGUGACGCAUCUAACUCACGGAUUACGCUCGUUUUUUAUUUAAAUUAGCUGGUAAUAAAUGUACUUGUUAUAAGCCUUACAGAAAAAAAAAACCAUGCCUCUUUAUGAACAGAUCUUUGACAUUUUUGUUGUUAACAGUUUGGUGCUUUGUGCGUGAGUGUACGUUAAUUUCUAUCUCCUCUGAAAUGCAUGUUAAAUCAAGGAAGAAAACAAAUCAACCUACACAAAAGAUCAAAUGGACAAUGUCUGGAUUUUCCCUCUAAUUCUUGUCGUGUAUUUACUGAAACGGUCCCUAAAAUUUGUGUAUGAUUUUAAAUGUAUGUGUUGUAUGAAUUUAGGAUCCAAGAUGUAUUCUAUACAGUAGACUGAGAAUCUGAACCAGUCCAUUGAACCUGAACCCAUUCAUACAAAGUGCAAUUGGGAUGUGAACUGUAUCCAGAUUAUCUGGGAGAAUCUCUGCUGGCUGAAUUCCAAGAGAGAUUUUUCCAUACAUGAAGUUCAACACAGAUCGCUGUUAUCCCUGGUGAAUAUUUUGAAGAAAAAAUUCAUUCAGUUAAUACAUACCGUCACAGUAAAACCUUUCCAAACUUCAUGAGGACUUUGUACAAGCAGGAUAAAAUUGCCUCAGCAUGUAACUAUAUUUAAGUGGAUUAUUUUUACUAGCCAAUACAUUGAUUUUUUUUCAUGUUGUAAUUACUAUUAAACAAUGUUUAGUAAUGUAGCACAUUUCUUUUGUUGCAGCAUUUUCCUGCCAAUUUUAAAACAUGCGCGCAAAAUAACAAGGAGGGUUUGACUUCUAUCUGGAGCUGACAUGGGUACAAUAGACCUUUCAGCGUUGUGCAAACUGUACUUAUGUAGUGGAAAUUGAAAUUGGCUGACUCUUUCCAAACAAAAGGUUUGAUAUUUCAACAGCACUAUAGUGCACUCUGGUUUUGGAUUGCAUUGAUCGCUUUCAAGGGGAAAAAGAUUAAAUCUUAAAAAGAAUCUCAUGAAAUGGCUGGUUCACACAUUUUUUAAAAAUUAUCUUCCUGUUGUCGGUUGUAGAUUUGUGGCAUCUGAACAGUGUAGAACAGGUCAGUGUUGUAUAUAUUUCACCUCGAUAUCUCACUGCUCCGCAUCACCGAGUGAACUUGCCACUUCGAAACUCUUUUUUCUCUUGUCUCUUUUCUUCUCGUUUAACUGGUUUCUGUUAAGAUUCAGAUUCGUGUUUGUUUCAUGAUUUGUAUUGAACUGUUUUUCCUUUAUUAAGUGCGUUUCCUUCCCCUUCCUAUGUGUAUGAGAAGCAUUCCAUGGGUGGAGAGAAGUUCAGUUCAUUGUGCUGGGUCAGUGUGCAAUAUUACUGCAUUCCCCCCCUCGGGUGAACCUCCCCCAACACUCAAAGCGAGACAAACCCGGACAGUGUGCAGGCCCUGUACAAGACACGGGCUGCUGUUAUCCUGCUGUACAUCGUCUGCUGUCUGGGAAAAUAUCCUAAAUAAAGAAAUAAACAUUU
Molecule: messenger RNA, 5257 nt
Organism: Anguilla anguilla (European eel)
Lineage: Eukaryota; Metazoa; Chordata; Actinopteri; Anguilliformes; Anguillidae
Gene: arfgap1
Product: ADP-ribosylation factor GTPase activating protein 1
Exons: 14
Coding region: 223-1608 (461 amino acids)
Biological process (GO): regulation of ARF protein signal transduction; regulation of endocytosis
Cellular component (GO): Golgi membrane
Molecular function (GO): GTPase activator activity
Source: RefSeq, a predicted model, not a curated record